AUGGUUGCCAAGAAGAAAGAGAUGUUUACGUUGCGGCUAAUGGUGGAGCUGCACACUUUCUUCAUGUCAGCCAGUGCCCUCCAUGCCUUUCCUUUCCUGACCUUGAUGUCUUUCAUCGGAGCGAUCACCGUCCCAGACCGGAUUUUCACCAUGGAGAAGAGCGCCCUCAUUUUCAUUCUCGUUGCGGUAUUUCUCGUACCGGAUAUCAUUGCACAGAACACAACGGAAGACAAUACAACUUUAACGGCAACAACCUCUGGUAGCACGACAGCAGAACCAACGACACUAGGGACAAAUGGUAGCUCGGUCACCACAGGUGUGAAUGCCACAACCGAGAACACCACCUCAGGUGGCACUACAGUUUCUGAAACACCUGAAGGUAGCACUACAGAAUCUGGUGCCCCUACAGGUGGCACUACAGAUUCUUGUUCUCCUUCAGGUGGCGCUACAACUUCUGAUACACCUGAAGGUGGCACUACAGAUUCUGGUUCACCUACAGGUGGCGCUACAGAUUCUGGCACACCUGCAGGUGGCACUACAGAUUCUGGCACACCUGCAGUUGGCACUACAGAUUCUGGCACACCUGCAGGUGGCGCUACAGAUUCUGGUACAGUUGCAGGUGGCACUGCAGAUUCUGGUACAGACGAACCUACAGAAAAACCUGGAACGAACGCGUCUACAGAAGCACCUGGGACAAACGCGCCUACAGAGACACCUGGAAUGGAAACAAAACCACCUGUCAAGAAGUUCGCGGGUGACCUACCAAUCACUCAAAUUAAUGGAACCGAAGUUGAGUUCACCAGCGAAUAUGAGAACUCAGACUCCAAGCCUUACAAGGAUUUGAGCGUCGCAGUUUGCGAUGCAGUCACAACCGCACUGGAAAACUCGACUUUAGGAAGCAGUAUCGAGGGCUGCUCGGUCUCUGGCUUUAGGAGUGGAAGCAUCGUGGCCACAUUUCUCCUGGAAUUUCCAGCUGACACGAACGUCACCCCUGAGGAACUAGUAACGACCUUGAAGGAUGCUUUCGAAAACUCAACGGACCCAAGGAUUGCUUUCCUCACAGUUGAUACGUCAUCAAUCUCAGUUAAAGAAGUUAUACCGACCACAGAAGUUAUACCGAGCACAGUUACACCCACGGAAGGGCCGGGCGGUCUGUCCCCCGGGGCCAUCGCCGGCAUUGUCGUCGGUUGUGUCGCCGCUGUCGCCAUUAUCGUCGUGCUCAUCGUCUGCCUUGUCGUGAAGAACAAGGAACGAUCUUCCAAGGUCCAGGACGUGGAGGAACAGGAGCUGACUCGGCCAUCGUCUCGCGGCAAGAGCCUACCGCCUGACCGGGUCUCCAACGCAUCAGACAAGUAA
Patiria miniata (bat star) is the source of this 1356-nucleotide messenger RNA. Its product is annotated as cell wall protein AWA1-like. The coding region runs from base 1 to 1356 and encodes 451 amino acids. The record is from RefSeq and is a predicted model, not a curated record. The transcript is spliced from 8 exons. NCBI's taxonomy places the organism in Eukaryota, Metazoa, Echinodermata, Asteroidea, Valvatida, Asterinidae.